Messenger RNA from Echinostoma caproni, 1611 nucleotides. The record is from the annotation of a GenBank genome assembly. NCBI's taxonomy places the organism in Eukaryota, Metazoa, Platyhelminthes, Trematoda, Plagiorchiida, Echinostomatidae.
UUGUCCGAUUCAGUUGUUUUCCAUUUUUGCCACCAACUUCCAGUGUAUUCAUACUCGAUAUCGUAUAACGCUGCCAUCUUAUUCGAUCUACACCACAGAAACGGCUUCUACCCACUUUUUGGCUGUCGAUGGAAUUGGGCAGCAGAUCAAGAGGAAGACGAGGAAUCCUUAGCUGGCACGGGAGGGGCAAAUGGCGCUCCUGGGGGUAAUGUCACGGGUGGUGGCUUGAAUCGUGUUGAAAGCACAACCUUACCGAGUCUUGCACAUUCAUCAGGGACUUCAGCUGUGCCUAGCGCUUGUGUUUCUCGAAAACAUUCAAAUGUGACAAGAACAUCAGAUACCACUCAAGGAGCUCAUCCCGUUAUAGAGAACGACAAAGAAAGUUCGGAGCAAAAACCGGCUACCGGUGCACUGGGUGGUCGAUCCACCAGCCUUGGCGAGUAUCCUACUUCGCGACAGUUUGCGGCGCUAAACCGAGCGAGGCAGAGCGAUGCUGGUGUUGCUCAGUUCCAGAAUGCGUCUGCAGGGUUACUUGCAAGAAAACCAUCAAAAGAUGGCUCUGUUCCUGGCCAGAAAUCUUCGGAAGGAACUAUACCGGAAACUGUUGCGGACUCCACACGUGGCCAGUCGCCAUCACCAGCAGUUGCCAGGUCCGGUGUGUUGCUUUCGGUUGACACAACAAUGGGUUCAGUUGAACUAUCCAAGUUGGGGACUGCUCAAGCAAACACGGUCUCACUUCAUAGAUCUGCUUCUCCGGCGCCUUGUGCCCCGACUGCUGAUGGUUCAGAAAAAAAUGCCCAUAUUACUGCAACGGAUGCCGGUGCACAUGAAACGCAGUGUUCAGUGGACUCAAAACCAACGGUUGUUGGCGGUGCGAGUCUAGCUGGGGGCAAACUCGAUACAUCAGCUUUCGGCAUAGUUCGUGAGGCCGGCAGUCUUCCAGAUCUGAGUCAACUGAAGUCGUCUUUGGAUUUACAACCCGACGAUACCGUCAAACGGGUCACGAUCACGGGUACUCCACUGGAUGCAGAUGCGGCCAAGGUAACCCGACCAGGGGUGGGCCAUAAUCAGGAAGAUGCUGAGGAUGGUUUAGAUGAGGAGAAAGAGGAAGAAGAGGAGGAGGAAGACGAAGAAGAAGAAGAGGAUGAAGAAGAAGACGAGGAGGAGGAUGAUGAUGAGGAGAAGAAAGUGGUGGAUACACUGGAACGAUUUGAGCCACCAACUGUACAUGUGGUUGCCCCAGAACGAGCACCAACACAUCCGGCUCUGUUCACCCACUGCCAGUAUUUCUACAUCGGUGCUGGUCGGUGGCAGGUCUAUGUGCAAGUGUGGUUUGUGGAAGAUCGGCUUAAACGUGAGGCCUACGUACAAGUAUUCGACUACGAGUGGCACGAUUACGAACGUGUGGCUGAUUUGUUUGAAGCUUCACGUUGCCUCAAUCCGGUUGAUCGACCCAGUUUGGUUAGACUUUUGUCUUUGGCUCGGCAUAACUGCGCUCUGAUCGAUGGUGACUUGCAAUUCCCGGGCAGCAAAGGCUCCGCGCGACAGCAGAUCGACCGGAUUUUGACUCGAUUCAAUGUGCUGCCAUUCGUUCGGGUCGGAGAACUCUAA